AUGGCCGGAAAGAAGGGCAAAUCUGGUGGGAAAAGCGCUCAAAAUGGGCUCUCCAAAGGCGAAAUGGCACAGGACGAUCGUUUGCAAGCCAUUGUGCUUACAGAUUCUUUCGAAACAAGGUUUAUGCCACUCACUUCUGUGAAGCCCAAGUGUUUGCUGCCGUUGGCUAAUGUUCCAUUAAUAGAAUACACUUUGGAGUUUUUGGCAACCGCUAAUGCCAAAGAAGUGCUGCUUGUAUGCUCAUCGCAUGCUACACAGAUUAAUGAAUAUAUUGAACAAUCCAAAUGGAAUUUACCUUGGUCUCCAUUCAAAGUGGCAACAAUAAUGUCCCCGGAGGCCCGUUCUGUCGGAGAUGCCAUGAGAGACUUGGACAACAGAGGCGUCAUUACGGGUGAUUUUAUCCUGAUUAGUGGUGACGUGAUUACUAACGUUGAAUUCGAUAAACUUUAUGAUUUCCACAAGAAGAUGCGUGCUAAGGAUAAAGAUCAUAUUCUUACUAUGUGUCUGAGCAAAGCUUCCCAGUACCACCGUACAAGGUCGUUCGAACCAGCUGCUUUCAUCCUCGACAAGGCCGACGACAGAUGUUUGUAUUACCAGAAGAUUCCAACGGCUUUCUCACGUGAAAAGUCUGCCCUUGAGAUUGACCCUGAGUUGCUGGAGAAUGUCGAAGAAUUCACCAUUCGUAACGAUUUAAUCGAUUGUCGUAUUGAUAUCUGUUCCCCUCUGGUGCCAGCGAUUUUCCAAGAAAACUUUGACUACCAAAUGCUCAGAUCGGACUUUGUUAAAGGUAUCUUGUCCAGUGAUCUGCUAAGUAAACACGUCUACGCCUAUAUUACGGAUGAGCAUGCCGCUAGGGUCGAAAGUUGGCAAACUUACGAUUCGAUCUCCCAGGAUUUCAUCGGCAGAUGGUGCUUUCCACUCACUUUGGAUGCCAACAUUAUGUCGGACCAAACUUACUCGUACGAAUCGGGCCACGUUUACAAGGAGAAGGAUGUCGUUUUGGCACAGUCCUGCAAGAUCGGCAGAUGUACCGCAAUUGGUUCGAGAACUAGGAUUGGUGAGGGAACUACCAUUGAAAACAGUGUUAUCGGAAGAAAUUGCCAAAUUGGUGAAAACAUUAGGAUCCAGAAUAGUUAUAUCUGGGAUAAUGCAGUGAUAGGUAAUAAGAGCAUCAUUGACCACUGUAUCGUUGCUAAUAAUGCGGUACUGGGCCAGAACGUGACUCUGGACGACGGAUGUGUGAUUGGGUUCGACGUCAGGAUCGAUGACAACAUGGAAGUGCCAAGCGGUACCCGUAUCUCGGGCACCCCAGUCAAAAGUAUGCACCCCCAGGAUUUUGGUAUGUCCGACGAUGAGUCUUCUGAUUCUGAGAAGGAGGACGACAAGAUCAUCGGUUCGCUAGCGGUCACUUUGGUCGGUUCGCAGGGUCUAGGCUAUAAAUACGAGAGCGACCUAUCAGAUAUGGACGAAGAGGCCGUUGAUAUGGACAAGGUUGCAAACGAUCUUUCGAACAGACUAGAAGAAGCCUGUCUAAGUGAUGAUUCCAUUUCUUCUGCAACAACGAGAACCAGGAAGAAGAGAACCAUGUCUGCAAACAGCGCCUACACUGACAGAGAAGAAAACGCUUCAGAUCUGGAAGAAGAAGAAGAAGAUUUCCAAGUGGAAGGUAUAGCCACGGUCAAGAGAGCCAUCGAGAACAACCACGAUCUUGACACGGCACUCUUGGAGCUCAACACCUUGAGAAUGAGUAUGAACGUGACGUACCACGAAGUGAGAGAUGCGACAGUAAUUGCUCUGCUCCGUAGAGUGCAUCAUUUCAUCGCCACACAGACCCUGGGCUGCAAGGAAGCUGUUACGAAAGUCUUUGGCCAAUGGGGUCUUCUUUUCCGCAGGCAAGCAUUCGAUCCUGAAGAGUAUAUUGAUCUUAUGGACAUCCUCAUGAACCGCACAUCGGAACAAGGAUUUGAAAAGCCGGACUUGGUGCUCUUCAGCGCCCUCAACACGCUCUAUGACAACGAUAUCCUAGACGAAGAUCUUAUCUACAGGUGGUGGGACGCCGUCUCGCAAGAUCCAGCGUUCGACGAAGUGAAGCGACUCACGGCGAAAUGGGUUGAAUGGCUCAAAGAAGCAGACGAGGAGUCCACAGAAGAGUCUUCAGAAGAUGAGGAAGACACAUCUGAAGAGGAGUAG
Messenger RNA from Torulaspora delbrueckii, 2190 nucleotides. RefSeq names its product translation initiation factor eIF2B catalytic subunit epsilon (gene GCD6). NCBI's taxonomy places the organism in Eukaryota, Fungi, Ascomycota, Saccharomycetes, Saccharomycetales, Saccharomycetaceae. Bases 1 to 2190 code for a protein of 729 amino acids. Gene Ontology annotation, biological process: biosynthetic process. Gene Ontology annotation, cellular component: eukaryotic translation initiation factor 2B complex. The transcript has a single exon. Gene Ontology annotation, molecular function: translation initiation factor activity; guanyl-nucleotide exchange factor activity; translation initiation factor binding. The record is from RefSeq and is a predicted model, not a curated record.